Molecule: messenger RNA, 2049 nt
Organism: Hippocampus zosterae (dwarf seahorse)
Lineage: Eukaryota; Metazoa; Chordata; Actinopteri; Syngnathiformes; Syngnathidae
Product: claudin-3-like
Exons: 2
Coding region: 599-1738 (379 amino acids)
Biological process (GO): bicellular tight junction assembly; cell adhesion
Cellular component (GO): plasma membrane; bicellular tight junction
Molecular function (GO): structural molecule activity
Source: RefSeq, a predicted model, not a curated record
AAUAAAACCACAGUGCGGGUGAGCAGAUUUCAUGUCAAUUUCAUACUUUUUGCCAUCUCAUAGAAGAUCAUUUAUUUGUUCUUUCUGUCACUAUGAAUUGCUGGCAUAGAUCGAGAGGCUCAGAUACAUGAUUUGUUAUUAAUAAAUAAUUUUCUCACCAACAACGUUUUUUGUUCGAACUCACACGGCACACUAAUAUGCCCCAGCACAAUGGGUGGGAAUCACUGCUUUAAAGGUUCCGCCAGCUGAAAAAAGGGGAGUCGGCAUACCAGAUACUUUUGGGUGCUUAUAUUCACUUUCAAUCAUUCAUCGGCAGGUUCUUGACCACCUCUGUUACUCUUUAACCACUCUAUCUGAGAUAGCCACUUUGUAUGUGCUCUCCUCUCACCCAAAACAGGUGGGAGCGCUACUGAGGAGUUGAAUGAUUAAGCCAAGGCCGUUUUCCUAAGCCAAAGCUGCAAUUGUAUUUAUUUUUUGGAGGGGGAGGUGGGGGGUUCCGCCACAGAGUCUGACAGUUUGAAUUUUGAGACUCCACCUUCUGCCGCCUAUAUGAACGAUUGGGUCCGUUGACGGCACAACGAGAGGACAACGAGAAGACAUGCCUUCGGCCGGACUGGAGAUACUCGGAGUGGCGCUGGCCGUCCUGGGAUGGAUCCUGGGCCUGACGUCAUGCGUUCUGCCAAUGUGGAGAGUGUCGGCCUUCAUCGGCGUCAACAUUGUCACGGCGCAGACCAUCUGGGAGGGUAUCUGGAUGAAUUGCGUUGUGCAGAGCACGGGUCAGAUGCAGUGUAAGAUCCACGACUCCAUGUUGGCCCUCAGCGGCGAUCUACAGGCCGCCCGGGCUCUCACCAUCAUCUCCAUAGUGGUGGGCCUGUUGGGGAUUCUGAUGUCCAUGAUGGGGGCCAAGUGCACCAAUUGUGUGGAGGAGGAGCGGGCCAAAGCUCGGGUGAUGGUCGGGGCUGGGGCGGCGUUCAUCUUGGCAUCUGUGACCCAGCUCAUCCCGGUAUCGUGGUCGGCCAACGCCAUCAUCAUGGAGUUCUACAAUCCCGUCAUCCCUGAGGCCCAGAAGAGGGAGAUCGGUGCAGCUCUGAUGUCCGUCGGCCUGGAAUUGCUGGGCAUCUCCCUGUGCAUCCUGGGAUGGAUCAUCGGCAUUGUGUCAUGCGCCUUGCCCAUGUGGCGGGUGACGGCAUUCAUCGGCAGCAACAUCGUGACGGCGCAGAUCAUCUGGGAGGGCCUGUGGAUGACCUGCGUGGUUCAGAGCACGGGCCAGAUGCAGUGCAAGGUCUACGACUCCAUGCUGGCCCUGUCGCAGGACCUGCAGGCCGCCCGCGCCCUCACCGUCAUUUCCAUCUUGCUCGCCAUUAUAGCCGUGUUGAUCGCCAUCACCGGCGCCAAGUGCACCAACUGCAUCGAAGAGGAGGCAUCCAAAGCCAAGGUGAUGAUCGUCUCCGGAGUGUUCUUCAUCGUGUCGGGCGUCAUGCAGCUCAUUCCCGUCUCCUGGUCGGCCAACACCAUCAUCCGGGACUUCUACAACCCCUUGCUGACUGACGCCCAAAGGCGGGAACUGGGCGCCGCGCUCUACAUCGGAUGGGCGGCUGCCGCCCUCCUGAUCCUGGGUGGCGGAUUGCUCUGCUGCUCGUGCCCGCCCAGGGAGGCCCGCUACAACAAUUCCCGAAUGGCGUACUCGGCCUCCAGGUCGGCAGGAGGCCAGGGGGUGGAGAGGAAAGACUACGUGUGAGUGAGGACGUGGACACAAAGACUGGAAGGCCGUUGCCACCAGGACAUGAUGAAAAACAUUGCAACAUGCAUUCGUCGAUGUGUACAUUUUUACCCAACUGUGAGUCUCACGUGUGUGACUUGCUUAUUACUCACUAAAUGUUUUCCCAAACUGUAUUGAGCCAAGGCUCAUAUUUUAUUCAGAAAAAUCUCGUAGCCCAUCACCAAAAAUGAAUAAACAAGAACAGCUUUCAGGUGGAAUUAAAAGAAAUUUAAAUUGAAUCCUAGCAAGAUUUUGUUUUCCAGUCCAAAGUAGUAUGUAUGUAUGUAUGU